Messenger RNA from Sesamum indicum (sesame), 1780 nucleotides. RefSeq lists its product as uncharacterized. NCBI's taxonomy places the organism in Eukaryota, Viridiplantae, Streptophyta, Magnoliopsida, Lamiales, Pedaliaceae. The record is from RefSeq and is a predicted model, not a curated record.
AUGGCUUUGCUAGCUUCCUGUUGGUUGCUGGUGGAAUCUUUCAUCAUCCCACAUGGAUUUCUCAAGUGGUUUUACCUCAGUUUCUAUAUCAAUCCAAUUUUGCUCUUGUUUUCCCAGAUUUUUCUUUGGUUCUUGAAGUUUCAUCACUGGCUUUUGUUCAUUUUAUACCACCUUUUUCCCUUCAGAAUCCUUAACAGAGUAGCCAUAAUUUUGUUGUCUUUGACUAGACCAACUCCAGCUGAUGUCUUCUACGAUGCCAUGGACCAAGAAAUCCCAGUACAAGAAUGUGAAAUUGUGCUUGUUUCUUUAAGCACCUGGAAUUCGACAUGUUCAUGGUAUCAGGUUAGUGAAACUAGACUUCAACCGGGAGCUAUCGAGAUGGGAAACGACUUCCAAGUUUGUCGGGAUUUUGACACGUACGGGGCCUCAGAAGAGACGGACCACAGUAGGUGUACUAAAAGUUCAUGGUUGGAUGAGUACUUGUCGUCGGAUCACUACAUUAGUAGCCUACUCUCCAACUAUGGUCUCGUUACAUCGUCUACUGAGAUACUGCUUGAUCGUGACAAUAGUACUGUUUCAUCUCGCUGCAGUUUCAAGGAUCAAUCUGAUGAUUUUGACCUCCACGGUUCUGACAAAGAUUCGAUGAAUAGUUGUCAUCGAGACAUAAGCAUCAAUCAAGAGUACUUCAUGGAUUCACUUGAUCAAGAUUCCGAUGUUGUUAGGCCUUCUCAAGAUUCGGCAGAUUUGUUUGCUCAACAACAGUUGAUGAUCAGCAGAAGUGUAAUACAACACCCCACAGAUCCAUUACACAAGAAGUACACAGAAAGACUCAGAUUCUUUAAUGUUCUCUACCAAGAAAGACUACAUGGACUGAAUGCAAUCCUGAACGAGCAAACAACGAGCCUGCGACAAGACCUGUCGAUGCAAUACAUCUCAUGGAGCAGAAUGGCAAGAAAGAGGGUUUUGAGGAGUUUAGAAUGUGAUUUCGAGUUGAUUAAUGUGGCUCAAUCUUGCCUAACCUGGGAUGCUCUUUAUCAUCAACAUCAAAAGGUUGAGGCUCUUACGUUAUUCUCUGACAAAAACAGAUUAUUUCAUCAUAGUAUUUUAGGACAAUUUCAAGAUCUACAAAUCCUGCUGGAGAGGUUUGUGGAGGUGCACAACUCUGAAAGGCAAAGGUAUUCCAAUUACACACAUCAAAGACUUCAUUUCCAGAGUCUACUCCGAGUUCCUGAUGUCACAGGAUCGAUGGAGGAAGGAGGGAAUAAUUACAGCACGGGAGGAGAAUUCAUGAGGGCAACUGAAGUAUUGAAGGCCAUUGAGAAAUGCAUACAAGCAUUCUGGUCAUAUAUCAAAACAGACAACACCAAAUCAGUGUGGAAAUAUCGGGGAAUUUGGCGGAGUCCUCCCCCCGUCCAAGACUCUCAGGACCUGCAGCUCCUGUACACCGUAACCAAAGCACUGCACAAGAAAGGGGUAAUGGUGAAAGAUGUGCAAGGCAAGAAAAGGUGUUGGCUAAGGAGAAAAGUGAAAGCAGUGGAGUCAGAAGCUGAGCAGAGAAAUGUUAUGUUUGCGAUGAUUGAGUUGAAGUUGGUUGGGAUGCUGCUCAGUAUGUCUCUCAUUUCUAGUCCUCAACUGAAGUGGUGUCAGCACAAACUCAACAACUUAGUAUUUGGACAAGGAAAAGUUUCGAGGGGUACUAUGAUCCAAUGUUUGUUUCCCUCUUCUUGAUUCUGUUUGUAAAUGGACACCUGACUUCAUAUUGCAUCUUCUUUUCAAUUAA